CCUUUGUGCGCCCCUUGCUAGGAGCUUCAAUUCUGGUCAUCAUGUCAGGUCGCGGGAAGGGCGGGAAGGGCCUGGGCAAAGGCGGCGCCAAACGCCACCGCAAGGUGCUGCGGGACAACAUCCAGGGGAUUACCAAGCCUGCCAUCCGCCGCCUUGCCCGGCGCGGCGGGGUCAAGCGCAUCUCCGGCCUCAUUUACGAGGAGACCCGCGGGGUGCUGAAGGUGUUCCUGGAGAACGUGAUCCGGGACGCCGUCACCUACACCGAGCACGCCAAGCGCAAGACGGUCACGGCUAUGGACGUGGUCUACGCGCUCAAGCGCCAGGGCCGCACCCUCUACGGUUUUGGCGGCUAGGUCUACCAUUUUCCGUAACCUUUCACUUUUUAAACAAAAGGCCCUUUUCAGGGCCGCCCACAUCUUUAUGUAAAAGAGCUAGCAUGUUCCGGCAUACGACAACCUCUAAAUGCACAACACCUAAACAAUCUAGGAUCCGUAUUUUGGAAGUCCAGUAUUAAAAGCUUGAGAUGGUAUUUCCUACUGGGGUGGAUAACCUGGCUUGCUCUUGAUGCCGGAGUUCUUCGCGGAGCCGAAGAAUGAAAUUUGCAAACACUCAAGCAGCCAGAGGGACUGCAAUAAAGAGUAAAUCAGAUCAGGCCACUUCUCUGCUGAAAAUCCUCCAACGGCUCUCAUUUCACUCAAAGUAA
Manis javanica (Malayan pangolin) is the source of this 703-nucleotide messenger RNA. RefSeq names its product histone H4. The record is from RefSeq and is a predicted model, not a curated record. Gene Ontology annotation, molecular function: DNA binding; structural constituent of chromatin; protein heterodimerization activity. NCBI's taxonomy places the organism in Eukaryota, Metazoa, Chordata, Mammalia, Pholidota, Manidae. Gene Ontology annotation, cellular component: nucleosome.